Eutrema salsugineum is the source of this 966-nucleotide messenger RNA. RefSeq names its product ankyrin repeat, bromo and BTB domain-containing protein DDB_G0293800. Bases 1 to 966 code for a protein of 321 amino acids. The record is from RefSeq and is a predicted model, not a curated record. The transcript has 2 exons. NCBI's taxonomy places the organism in Eukaryota, Viridiplantae, Streptophyta, Magnoliopsida, Brassicales, Brassicaceae.
AUGGAAACGUCACAAGAGCACAACUUUUUCAACCCCACGAACCAAAACUCUACAAACUUAGCCUCUAAACAAGAAAUGGAAGAUCCAAUCGUACGAAUAUCUUCUUCUUCCUCUUCCUCAUGUUCUUCCAUAGAAGCCGAACCAAAACCUGAUGAAACUCUAAACAGCAACAACUACGUAGAGCAAUCUCCUCCAACACAAGUCAUGGAGAGAUCCACAAACAACACAACCACAACAACGACCUCGAGCCCUAAUACAACUUCUUACAGAAUUCCAUCACGCGUUUUCGCAAGAACAACCUCUACGGCUCCAGUUGAAUGGAGCACUCUCUCUAACGAAUCUCUAUUCAGCAUCCACAUGGGAAACAAUAGCUUCACCGGAGGAGAUUACUUCAAAUCCGGCGAGCUAACAUUUCCUCAGCCUCCUUCACCAAUAACUCCUCCUUUGCCUUCUCCUUUACCAUCUCCACACCAAGAAACAAACCAAGGAGGAAGCCGAGUGGUGGAGGAGGCCAAAACACCGGUGGAUAUAGGUAAGAAAGCAGCUGAAACAGAUAAAGCGUACCGCGCAAGUAAAGAAGAAGAACAAAAGGCUGCAGCAAGUAUAAGAGAGGUUAUCAUGGCUAAUGAAGCUGCUAAAAAAGAAAACAACAACAACAACAACAAAACCAAUAAAUUAGAUCGUUCGGUUUCUCGUCGCUCAGAAGAUGUAAGCGUCAAGUCUUUCGCUUUUCCAAUAUUGGGGAAUGCAGAUAAGGGAGGAUUACAAGGUUCAGCUCCACAAAAGAAACAGAGGAGGCCGUCACAGCCAGAGACACCAAAGAUUUCGACUGAGGCUGAAGGAGAUGAAAGACUGAAGAAAGAGGAAGCUCCUAAAUCAGUUACUCCUAAAGAAGCUGAUCAUGCCUCUAAUUGCAACCCUAGAUGGUUAUCUUGCUUCCCUUGCUGCACAACUUUCUGUGUCUAA